Molecule: messenger RNA, 1510 nt
Organism: Merops nubicus (carmine bee-eater)
Lineage: Eukaryota; Metazoa; Chordata; Aves; Coraciiformes; Meropidae
Product: protein quaking-like
Exons: 5
Molecular function (GO): RNA binding
Source: RefSeq, a predicted model, not a curated record
GACUCUUGAAAAUGUUACUAGUAAGCCAAGUAUCACGAUUAAACAGGGAUAUGUCAGAUAAGGUGAUGGGAAGUGUAAAAAGAUAUGCAGAAGGAGAAGACAGCCUUAAAAAGAUGCAGCUGAUGGAGCUUGCAAUUCUGAAUGGCACCUACAGAGAUGCCAACAUCAAAUCACCAACAGCCCAGGCUCCAAGGAUUAUUACUGGGCCUGCGCCUGUCCUCCCACCAGCUGCCCUGCGUACUCCUACGCCAGCUGGCCCUACCAUAAUGCCUUUGAUCAGACAAAUACAAACCGCGGUCAUGCCAAACGGAACUCCUCAUCCCACUGCUGCAAUAGUUCCACCUGGACCCGAAGCUGGUUUAAUUUACACACCAUAUGAGUACCCCUACACACUGGCACCAGCUACAUCAAUCCUUGAGUAUCCUAUUGAACCUAGUGGUGUAUUAGGUGCGGUGGCUACUAAAGUUCGAAGGCACGAUAUGCGUGUCCAUCCUUACCAAAGGAUUGUGACCGCAGACCGAGCCGCCACCGGCAACUAACCUAUGACCUUCUGACCUCUGAACUCUUCACCCAAUGAUGACCUGACCAUGCCUGCCUGCUGAUCAGUUAACUGGUAAACGCCUUUGCUUGCCUGUCUUCAGUGCAGCGAGCUGGGGCACUUGUCCGUUCGUCUUACCAUCUAACAAAACAGACAAAGAAAUUGUUGUCCUCCAACUCCGCUUUUUGUUGUUCUCCUGUUUGGGUGAAAGUGGUUCUAGAACCUGCACUGAAUAGUAGUAAAGCAAUAAGGUCCAACUCAUCCCUCCGCACUGAUCAUCCUCUAGUGUCCCACCCCAAGCGAACGGUAAGGAGGCCUCACAAGAGAUGGAGACAGAUGUCCCUUAACUACCCGAUGACAGAGGCAGUUACUGUGAGAGACUUCUAGGAAUAUUUUUCUUCUCAAAAAAAAAAAAAAAAAAGUCAAAGCUCUCUCUGAAUGUACUGUGUGAUGAUGCAUCAUGCAUGAACCUUUGGUCAGGGAUGUCAUUGGGGAAGGGAUUCCAAAAAAGUAUUCAAAAUUUGAUAACGCUGUUUAGUCACUACCGGUGCCCUCAAAGGGCAGUUGUUGCAGCCUUUUUUCUAUUGCCUGCCAAAUUGGACAUUUUAAAGGAAAGUGUGCCAUGAAAUGCAGAUUAUGAUGACUUUUCAGAACUAUGUUAAUACAGAGAAAAAAAAAAAAAACAGCAACACUAUUAAGGCAAAAUCUGAGUUUAAAUUAUUUUAACCAUACUUUAAUCUCCUUGGAAGAUUACAUGAGAACAAGGUACAUGCAUUAUGUGUCACAUUACUGGGCAAACUGUUCAAAUAUUUUUUUUAAACCUCCCUGUAUAGAAAAAAAAUUCAUUAAGGAUGUAAAAGCCAUGCUUGCCUAUUUGCUGUAUACAUGUAAUGAAAUUGUAGAUAAAGUGUAGUGCAUUGAAACAAAAUGAACAAAAAAGUAGAUACUUUUACUAUACAAGGGUGCUGGUGC